Molecule: messenger RNA, 741 nt
Organism: Lolium perenne
Lineage: Eukaryota; Viridiplantae; Streptophyta; Magnoliopsida; Poales; Poaceae
Product: stress-response A/B barrel domain-containing protein HS1
Biological process (GO): pollen tube adhesion
Source: RefSeq, a predicted model, not a curated record
AGGCCUGUCGGCCACCAAGCCCAGAUCUGAGAUCGCCUCACAAACUGGAGAAACUGGGUAAACUACUCGUCUCACCAACCGCCCCAAGUGGACUGUAUAAAGCGGUGGUCCGACAAGAAGCUCAGCAAGGCCACCGAGCAAGCUCUGUCGACGGUGCGGAAGCAAGAAAGAAAACUGAGGACGAUGGCUGCGGCGGCCGGGAGCAGCGACGGCGUGGUGAAGCACCUUCUUCUCGCGCGGUUCAAGGACGAGGUGACGCCGGAGCGGCUGGACGGGCUCAUCCGCCGCUACGCCGCGCUCGUGGACGCCGUCCCCUCCAUGAAGGCCUUCCACUGGGGAACCGAUGUGAGCAUAGAGAACAUGCAUCAGGGAUUCACCCACGUCUUCGAGUCCACUUUCGAAAGUACAGAGGGAGUCAAGGAGUACAUUGAACACCCUGCACAUGUAGAGUAUGCAAAUGAACUCUUGCCUUUAAUGGAGAAAGUCCUCGUAAUUGACUACAAGCCAGCAGCUGGCAAAGCAUAGCAUGUCUGGGAGCUUAUUUGUUCGGACUCUGUUAUACUUGAUUGUGCUUUAGUUGGGAUUUCAUCUGUUAUUUACCAGUUCUAUCUGUACCUUGUCCUAAAUAAGUCUUCCUGUAGUUUAAAUAAUAGAUUUCCUUAAUUAUUGAAAUAAUUUUGGACAUUUUGUAUCAAAGAUUCUGCUUUGUUACUAUGAUCUUAUUUACUUCGGUAUUGUCCA